AUCUACCGUUACAAUAGACACAAGUUUAAUCGGCUAGGUGCAUUUAGCUUUUCAAUGGCUGAAAAAAAUAGAGAAUACUAAAGCAAUAGAGAGAAGGACUGAACCAGAAACCUGAAUCCGGAAGGGUUUACCCGUGUUUUGAACGCUCCAUAUAGGGAAGCAAUUAGUUUAAAUUCGAUGCUUUUAAAGAGAGAUCCUCAUGAAGAAUUGCUUCCCUUCCCAAAAUUCUGGCGGUUACAUUACUUAAAGGUUGCACCGCCCCAGCUCCCUGAUGACUUUCGUUUACAGUUAAAGAGAAACAUGAAAGGAGCAGGCUUGUGUUUACAGAAUUUGUUCUUCUACUACGGUAUAAUAAGUAAUUCUACUUCCUCGUAAAGAAAUACUUUUAAAAUGAUCAUCAUUGUUUUGUUCCAGUUGUAUGGUCUUCUACUUGGUGUUUUCGGGGUUAAUACAGUGCCAGUGAUGGAGGGAGAUUCACUCACUCUACACACUAAUACUAAAACAAAGCAACAGGAAAAGAUUAAAUGGUUUUUUGAUCACACUCGCAUCGCUCAGAUCAACGGAGAUCUCAGUUUUAUCUGUGCUGAUGUUCAGUGUGAAGAUGGGGACGAGAGAUUCAGAGACAGACUGAAGCUGGACCAUCAGACCGGAUCUCUUACUAUCACGAACACCACAUUUACAGAUGAAGGAGAUUAUCAGCUACAGAUUAUCGGCAGCAGCAGCAACAGUGUCAAGAGCUUCAACAUCAUAGUUCAAGAUGUUUCUACUGCUGAAUCAGAUGAAACGAAGAAUAAAUCAGUGAAGGAGGGAGAAUCUGUCACUUUAAAUGGUCCAAUUAAAAACCCCAAUCAUGUCAAAUGGUAUUUUAAUGACCUUGUCAUCGCUGAAAUCACAGGAGAUCAGAGUAAGACCUGCAGAGAUGUCCACUGUGAAGGUGGAGAUGAGAGAUUCAGAGACAGACUGAAGCUGGAUCAUCAGACUGGAUCUCUGACCAUCAUGAACACCAAAAGCACAGACUCUGGAGUUUAUAAAGUACAGCUCGACGGCAGCAGCUUUAGCAUUCAACGGAAUCACAGCAUCAGUAUUAUCAGUGAAGAAUGCUUUAGCGUUACUGACUGGACCAUGUAUUUAUUUGUUGCCAUGGGAAUAUUUAUUGCUAUUGUAUUGGUGGUCAUUGGAUUGACAGACUGGACCAUGUAUUUAUUUGUUGCCAUGGGAAUAUUUAUUGCUAUUGUAUUGGUGGUCAUUGGAUUGACAGGACGGUGGUGUAGAGGAAAAAGAAACCACAGACAGAGUUAUGUGUAGCAGCAUUUGCUUUGCACAUUUGUCAUGUGAAAAAGUUAUGAUACCCUAUGAAAUUCAGGACAAUAUUAUAUUUAAGAUAUCUAAUCUUUGGCAGGUCCUAAAAUUUGGGGAAUUGCGAGCACAUUGUGGAUAAAAAUCAGUUCUUGCCCUCUAUAGAAUGACUGGCUAACAUAUAUCACAACUAGGCUAUUGUUGGGCAUGAGUUUGACAUCUAUUAUUAGUUUUAUUCAUUCAUUCAUUCAUUUUCUUUUCGGCUUAGUCCCUUUAUUAAUCUGGGGUCGCCACAGCGGAAUGAACCACCAACUUAUCCAGCACUUUUUCACGCAGCGGAUGCUAUUCCAGCCGCAACCCAUCUCUGGGAAACAUCCACACAUUCUCAUUCACACACACACACACUCAUAAACUAUGGACAAUUUAACCUACCCAAUUCACCUGUACCGCAUGUCUUUAGACUGUGGAGGAAACCGGAGCACC
This is a messenger RNA of Danio aesculapii, 1779 nucleotides long. RefSeq lists its product as uncharacterized. Lineage: Eukaryota; Metazoa; Chordata; Actinopteri; Cypriniformes; Danionidae. The transcript is spliced from 6 exons. The coding region runs from base 391 to 1305 and encodes 304 amino acids. The record is from RefSeq and is a predicted model, not a curated record.